This is a messenger RNA of Contarinia nasturtii (swede midge), 772 nucleotides long. Its product is annotated as RNA guanine-N7 methyltransferase activating subunit-like. Lineage: Eukaryota; Metazoa; Arthropoda; Insecta; Diptera; Cecidomyiidae. The coding region runs from base 115 to 534 and encodes 139 amino acids. Gene Ontology annotation, molecular function: RNA binding. The transcript has a single exon. Gene Ontology annotation, biological process: RNA 5'-cap (guanine-N7)-methylation. The record is from RefSeq and is a predicted model, not a curated record.
AUUCAUUGUUAAUGACCGAAAAGCAUCAUACCGAAUUCUGAAAGUACAUCAAAUAGUGUGACUUUUAUAGGCUUUUUUAUACCGUUUUGUAAGUGAAAAUAGAGAAGAAGAAAAAUGGUGGACCCAGAUCGUAAAAUAAAUCGUUUAUCAGAUGAUGAUGCCGCAUUUUUGAGAGAAUGUGAACUAGAAUUCCGGAAUCGAUACACCGUAGAUGAUGAGGAAUUUGCAGAGUUUAUGAAAAAACCAUCGAAACCAUCACCGAUAGUUGAACCGUGGAAACAACGAAAUUAUGGCGAUUCAAGAGGCAAUUGGAAUAAUCGCAACAAUUAUCGUCCAAAUAACAGGAAUAACUAUCAUCGGAAUAAUGAUCAUCAAAGACAGAAUUAUCGGCAACAUUACAGUCGUCCACACGAUAGAAACUAUCGACGUGACGGCGAUAACAGUGGACAUGGGCAUCAUUCGUAUCAUGGGCAUCACAGUCAUCACAGUAAUCAAGGCCAUGGUCAUGGUCAUGGUUCAUCUCAUCCAUACUAAUUUCAACAACGCAAAAAAGCCUGCCAUAUUUGAAAAAGUAUUGUAAAAACAAAAACAACAACAAAGAGGAAACAAAAGAGAAUUUAAUAACAAUUAAAUAAAUUAUUAAUACAAUAAUUAUGUAAAUGAAAUUUCAGUCGAACAAAAAUGUCAUUUGUUGUUCCCAAUUAACAGAAUCAGCUAUUAUCAAUGCAACUUUUUUUUUAAAUAAAAAUGGCCCAACAAUUCUGAAUACGUA